This is a messenger RNA of Thunnus maccoyii (southern bluefin tuna), 1527 nucleotides long. RefSeq names its product growth differentiation factor 3 (gene gdf3). Gene Ontology annotation, molecular function: cytokine activity; growth factor activity. The record is from RefSeq and is a predicted model, not a curated record. The transcript is spliced from 2 exons. The coding region runs from base 23 to 1270 and encodes 415 amino acids. NCBI's taxonomy places the organism in Eukaryota, Metazoa, Chordata, Actinopteri, Scombriformes, Scombridae. Gene Ontology annotation, cellular component: extracellular region. Gene Ontology annotation, biological process: BMP signaling pathway; SMAD protein signal transduction.
UGCCCGCGUCAUUAGCAUAAUUAUGCAGCCGCACACCGGGAGGUUUCACAGUGAAAACAAACGCCCCUCGGCCCCGCGGAGCAGGCGUACAGGUGAGGGCCCAGCAGAGCUGAGUCGACAGUCAAACAUGAGGUCAAACAUGUUGCCUGUGGUGCUGGUGGCGGUGUGUUUUCUCGGUGUGUGUGCUCUGUCACAUGUGGAGGAGAUGAAGAGCCAGGAGCGGUUGUUCCUCAGCUCUCUGGGGCUCUCCGGGCGGCCCCGGCCCGCAGGAAGCCACCAACCCCGGCGACGCGUCCCCUCCCCGCUCUGGAGGAUGUUCCGGAGGUCCGAGAACAUCCAGGCCCAGGAGAGCGACCCCUGCACGGUGUCUGAGUACGGAGUCCGCGGUAACAUCAUCCGAUACGUACAAGACCAAGGCAGGCUGCUGUCUGGCUGGAGCAGCAGCUGUCAGGCGUGUCUGGAGAAGCAGCUUUUCUUCAACAUGUCUGUCCUGCAGCCUGUGGAGCUGCUGUCUCUGGCUCAGCUGGAAGUCAAGUUCCACUGGAAUCUCUUCAGCUCUGCAGAGCUCCUGCAGGGGCCCCGGGCCCUCAGUGUGUCUCUGUAUAAAGUAAUCCGAGCUACACUGAGGGGAGCCAAUCCUCAAGCCAACCGCAGACUCCUGCUGUCCCAGUCCGUCCAGCUGCAGCCUGAACCCACCUCCAUCACCAUGGACCUGACCUCGCUGGCAGAGAGCUGGCGCAAACCGGGACGUAACUACGGUUUGGCUUUAGAGCUGUUGCCUCUCAGUGCAGACCCAGAGGAGCUUCUUCCUUUUCACCCUGGUAACUCUCUCUCAUUGGAACCAGCCUUCACCCUGCCUCUGAUCCAGGCCUCGCUGGUGGCCGUGUCUCUCAACCCCCACCAGUGUCGCUCCCGACAGAGGAGAAGCACCAUCCACCUCCCCGUGACGCCCAGCAACGUUUGCAAGGCUCGCCGCCUCUACAUCGACUUCAAAGACGUAGGCUGGCAGGACUGGAUCAUUGCUCCGCAGGGCUACAUGGCCAACUACUGCCACGGCGAGUGCCCGUUCCCUCUCAGCGAGAGCCUGAACGGCACCAACCACGCCAUCCUGCAGACCCUGGUUCACUCCCUGGACCCGCACGGCACGCCACAACCCUGCUGCGUCCCCAUCCGCCUCUCCCCGAUCUCCAUGCUCUACUACGACAACAACGACAACGUAGUGCUUCGGCAUUACCAGGACAUGGUGGUGGAUGAGUGUGGGUGUCGAUGAGGUUGGUGGACGUUUCAAAUAUCCACCAGUUCAUUUUUAGCUUCUUGGUCCAAGUUUAAGAGUCAAAGUUUUAAUGUCACUUAUUAUUGUUUGUGACGCUGUUUUCAACGUAAGAUGAAUUUUCUAUGUGGUUAAUGAUUCUAAAGAAUGUCAAACUAUUUGUAUUUGUCUUGUUUCUCAGGGACAUUUAGAAAUAUUUCUUAAUGUGAAGGUUGAUAUUAAUAAAAUUUGCAAUAAAGCCCCACUGAAGGACUGAA